AUGACUCCCCUCGCUAGCUUCGAAGGAAAGUCGAUUCAUCCGCUCGGGAUCAUAUCAUUAACCACCAGAACUCAUGAUCUGGAACUAAAAACAGAAUUUACCGUAGUCAGUCAUCCUAUUCCUUUCGACGCCAUCAUAGGACGCCCUUGGAUGCACCAGAUGAGGGCGGUCCCCUCGGUUUAUCACCAAUACGUGAAGUUUUUAUCCUCAACCAGCGAGAAAACCAUACUCGGAAGCCAAAAACGAGCCCGAGCCUGUUACAUGUCUGAAUUCCAGAAAAUGUCACAGAGGGAGGAGAAUAUCCAACUCGCACGUGAACUCUCAGUAGAAUACUCCGCCAAAGAUCUAUCGAGCGUCGUCGGCUUAGAAGAGAGCUCCCCCAAAAAGAAACGAAGGAAACUAGGACCCGAACGAGCCAAGGCAGUAAACGACGAAGUGGACAAGCUCCGGAAAAUCGGUUCUAUUCGCGAAGUCCAAUACCCAGACUGGCUCGCAAACCCAGUCGUGGUGACAAAGAAAAAUGGAAAAUGGAGAGUGUGCAUCGAUUUCACCGACCUCAACAAAGCAUGCUCAAAAGAUAGUUUUCCGUUACCGCAUAUUGACCGGCUGGUAGAAGCCACGGCCGGUCAUGAUUUGCUUUUGUUCAUGGAUGCAUUUUCUGGUUACAAUCAGAUCCUCAUGAAUCAUGACGACCAGGAAAAAACUACCUUCAUCACCGAGCGGGUACCUAUUGCUACAAAGUAA
Molecule: messenger RNA, 744 nt
Organism: Brassica rapa (field mustard)
Lineage: Eukaryota; Viridiplantae; Streptophyta; Magnoliopsida; Brassicales; Brassicaceae
Source: RefSeq, a predicted model, not a curated record